AAUUAGCAAACCACGCCCACUAACUAUCUAGAGGUCAAUGGCUGAAUCUCUUUACAAUGCUCUCCUCGCUAAAAGGAGUGAACCAGCUUUUAGAGGGAAAGGAGCACCUGGAUGUGAUAUUAAAAGUGUCCUACUACCUAUACAUGGAGGUACUGAUGAUAGAGAUCAGUUAUUACUUAAAUUAUCAAUAAUAAGGCAAUUAUACGCUAGACAAGUAUUAUUAGAAGAAGAUGCAGUCUCUUUAAUGAACGAUGUUACUUAUCAACUGGUGAAGUUGCUGCAGAAUGUUGAUCGAUUAAUAGUUUAUGAAGCAGAGAAGGCCAGUGUUGCCGUACUGUCUAAUCAAAAUUGCACAGUAAAAAUUGUAAAAGAUACUUUAAUAAUGCUGACUCAACAAAUGCUUAGAAAAGAAGAACGUACAACAGAAUAUGAAAUGGUUUACAGUUUGCAGCUGCUAACUGAACUUUUAAAAGCAAUCAGAAAAGAAAACAAAACACCAUUGACUAUAGCUAAAAAAGAUUGCUGUUUCAUGGUCUUAUCAUCUUGCUGGAAUCAACUUUUUAAAAAGAUAGUCUCUCCCCUUCUUUCUUCUCCCCCUCUUCCUCGUGUUGAUGUAUGUAAAAUGGCUGCUACUGUUGAUCAAAGUCUUCUGCAGUUAUUGCUUCUCAUGAUUGAAAUCCUCAAACAUUCAAACAUUGAAACUCCCAUACUCCAUUCCUUCCAAUCACCAUUGAUACUGGGUGACAUAUCUCAAGCAGUUCAAAGCUCCUUCUCUCUCAUCUGUUACACAAAAUUAUGUGAUCUAUUUAGAAAGCACCUUCUACUAUUGGAUGAUGAAGGUGGAGUUGGGUCACCACUCCUCAUUUUGGAUUUAUUUAUGAAUCAUUAUGUUAGUUCACAUAAUGUCUUCAUUGAUGAUUGGUUCACUCGUCAGUAUGAUCAGAUCAGUGAUACCUCAUCAAUUGAGUAUUCUAUUGUUGAUACUUACAUUAGAAAAUCACUGCUAAUCUCAUUGCAGCUAGCAACACAGGAUGUAACAGAUUUGGUUCAUGAAAGAUUAUUAUUUAAACCAGUUCAGAGAUUCAUGCAAUAUUUAAGAGAAGUUUCAUUAAAGAAAGGAGAGUCUUAUAUCAAUGUAUUGUUGCAGUUGAUCAGUGAACAGGAUACCUGUCUUGUAGAGACAUUGACUUACUCUCUCAAACUAACUGAACUCCAGCAGGAGAGAGGGAGCUCAGAAUUAAUACUGAACAUUCACGAAUUAUUUAUUUCAUUUCUUGACAGUAUCACGUACGAUGAAUCAACACUGAUUGAUUUCAUCAUUGAUACUGAUACAAGAUUUGAUUCAUUUCUUAACUCCUAUCUCCAGCACAGUAACAAAAAUGGAGGGAAUGCUUUAGCUCAAUAUUGUACAGAGAGAAGUAAGAAUGAAGAAUCAACAGUACAACUAGUUGAUUACAGUGACAGUGAAGAUGAUGAACAGAUUGAAAGUACAAGAUGUGAAGUUAUGCUAACCAGAUUGAGAGAUAAGUUGAUAAAAUUAGAGAAACAGUCGGUUAUACCAGCUGGUAAACUGCCCACUGUACGAGACAUAAUUAAAAACAUCAUUUUAUGAUAAUUGUUAUUAUUA
This is a messenger RNA of Amphimedon queenslandica, 1627 nucleotides long. RefSeq lists its product as uncharacterized. The record is from RefSeq and is a predicted model, not a curated record. Bases 38 to 1612 code for a protein of 524 amino acids. The transcript is spliced from 7 exons. Lineage: Eukaryota; Metazoa; Porifera; Demospongiae; Haplosclerida; Niphatidae.